This is a messenger RNA of Mytilus trossulus (common blue mussel), 4299 nucleotides long. Its product is annotated as SAFB-like transcription modulator. Gene Ontology annotation, biological process: regulation of transcription by RNA polymerase II; regulation of mRNA processing. Lineage: Eukaryota; Metazoa; Mollusca; Bivalvia; Mytilida; Mytilidae. Gene Ontology annotation, molecular function: RNA binding; sequence-specific DNA binding. The transcript has 20 exons. The record is from RefSeq and is a predicted model, not a curated record. Gene Ontology annotation, cellular component: nucleus. Bases 27 to 3857 code for a protein of 1276 amino acids.
CAAUCCAUCCGGGUAAUUCCAACAAAAUGGCAUCGCAAGUGGAAGGUGCGAAGAAAUUGGUGGAUUUACGCGUUGUAGAUUUACGUGCAGAAUUAGAAAAGCGUGGUCUCGAUAAAAAUGGUGUUAAAGCAGUUCUUACAGAACGUUUACAAAAGGCAUUAGAAGAUGAGGGACACAACCCAGAAGAAUAUAUGUUUGAAUCUGCAGAUAAUAAUACUCCUAAGAAGACCACUCCAGCCAUUAAAAAGACAAAGUCAAGAUUAAGUAAAGGAAAAGGAAAGACAAAUGAAGAUGGAGAAGAAGACGAAGAUGAAGAUGACGAGGAAACAGGUGAAGGAGAGGAGACGGAAGGUGAUGAUAGUAAAGGUGAAGGGGAGACAACUUCUGUAAAGGAGGAAGACAAGAAAGAGGGAGAUCAGGCAGAGGAAGUGAAAAAUGGAGAGAUAGAAAAAGAGGAGAAAAUGGAAACAGAAGCAGAACAGACUGAGAAAGUAGUGGAGAAAGAAAAGGAGGAAGAAGUUAAAGAAGAAAAGAUGGAGAUUGAUUCCAAAACUAAUUCUUCUGAGGCCGUUGGAGAGAAUAUGGAAUGUAUAGAAAUUAUAGAUGAACUAGAGGAGUCCAAAACUGUGGAAGAAAAAGAUAAUAAAGAAGAAAUUCCAGCCUCCAAAGUUGAAACUGUAAAAGAUUCAGUGACUGAAGAGAAAAAGGAAGAAGAAAAAAUGGAUGUUGAGGAAAAAGCCAAAGAACCAAUAGAACCAGUGAAGGCUGAGGAAGCAAAACAAGACAAGGUACCAGUACCAGAGUCAGCACCUGUUGUAGAAAUACAACAAAAAGUGGUAGCUGAAAAGGUUCCAGAAAAGGAGCAACUAAAGGAAACUCCUCAGGGUUCUUCCUCUGAAGAGGUGAAAAAGGUAGAGGAAUCUGAGAAGAAAGUUGAAGAGUCCCCACCAGCACUUGAUAAAGCACCAGAUCAGUCUGCUGAAAAAUCAGCAGAGCCCACCCAAACAGUGGUUGACCUAAGUUUAGAGGAGGCUGCUCAGAAGGACAAUGCCCAAACUGCAAAGGAGGCUGCUAAAACUCCUGGAGAGACCGUUCAAUCAUUGGAAAAGGCUGAGAAACCUGACCCAAAGAAGGAAAUGCCCGCUCCUAAAAAGCCUGUUUCUAAUGAAGUUAAAAAAACUGAAUCUAAGCCAUCUGGUGCUGGAAAAAAGACAUCUGUAAAAGUAGAUACCCAGGAAAUGGAUAACGAAUCGUUGGUUGUUCAUGUUGAUGAUACACAGAAUGAUCUGGACGCUGACCUGAUUUCUACUACGAAAGAAAGUAAAACUGGAGCUGAUGGACAGAAAACCGCGGAAAAGAAAGAUGAACCCAAACAGGAAUCUGUGGCAAAAGUGGAUGAGGCUGCCACUUCUAAAGAGGAAACGAAGAAGGAAACUGUAUCCGAGAUAAAGGAGACUCCUGAGAAACCUACCGAACCAAAACCAGACAAGAAACCCGAGGAUAAAAAGGAUGAGAAGGAUCCAAAAUCAACUGCUAAGAGGUCGGUUUGUAGUUCCGGAAAAGAUACUAAAAAGGAUGAGAAAGCUGCCUCCACUGGUCGUAAUUUAUGGGUUAGUGGACUGGCAUCGUCCACAAGAGCUACAGACCUAAAGUCCAUUUUCAGUAAAUAUGGAAAGGUUGUUGGAGCCAAGGUGGUCACUAAUGCCAAGAGUCCAGGUUCUCGCUGCUAUGGUUUUGUCACCAUGUCAAGUUCUGAUGAAGCAACUAAGUCUAUCCAACACUUACACAAGACUGAACUUCAUGGCAAGAUGAUCUCAGUGGAAAGAGCAAAGAGUGAACCUGGCAUGCAAUCCAAGGCCACACCUUCUAGUCGUAAAACAGAUUCCAAAAGUUCCUCUGGAGAUAAGAAAUCUACUCCUGCCAAGAAAGAUGACAAAGAUCGUAAAGACAAUGAUAAGAAAGAUGUUAAGAAGGAGUCUGAUAAGAAAACAGAUGACAAGAAAUCUGAUCGUCAUCGUAAGGAAGAAAAGAAAGAUUCCAAAGACGUGAAAAAGGAUGAUCGUAAACGGUCACAUUCACAUGACCACCAUGACGACAGACGGAAAUCAGAUAGACAUAACAGUGCUACGAGUAAUAAACAUGAUUCAGCUAAAAAGCCACAUUCAAGUACAGAUAAAUCAAAACCUAGUUCAACAGAAAAACCAAAAACAGACACAACAGCUAAGUCAAAAACAGAUGCUACAGCUAAGCCGAAAACUGAUACAGCUGCAAAGCCUAAAACAGAAACAACAGCUAAGCCUGAAACUGAAAAAGAAGCUGAAAAAGAUAAAGAUGUGGUGAAAGAAAAAGAGAAAGAGAAGGAAAAAGAAAAAGUAGAGGAAAAGAAAGCAGAAAGUCCUACAAAAACACCUGUGAAAUCUGGUGAGAGGAGUCAAAGUCGUGCCAAGUCUGCGACAUCUACUGCCAAGGACCCACCGAAAUCUGAUAAGAAAGACAAAGAUGUACUAUCUUUUGACAAAAUAAAGGAAGAAAGAGAGAGAGAAAGACAAAGGCAAAGGGAGAGAAAACAGAGGGAAUUAGAAAGACAAAGGAUGAGAGAGAUAGAAAGAGAAAAACGUCGUCAGAGAGAUGUCCAGAUCAAACAGAGAACUGAGGCCAUUAAACUGGCUAGAGAAAGGGAACAGUUAAGAAAAGAGAAGGAACAAUUAGAACGUGAAAAGAUUGAAUUGCAAAGACAACAGAAAUUACGAAUGGAACAGCUAGAGAGAGACAAAGUAGAACGAGAAAAAGAUAAGGAAGAAAGAAGACGACUCAUGGAAGAAAUCAGGUUAGAACAGCAGGAGUUACAAAGAAGAGCACAGAAGAGAACGUUCGACAGCAGAGGGGGCGGCAGAGACGAGUACUGGUCAGAACCUAAACGAGCUGCUACCAAUGAAAAUAGAUUUGAUGAUAACAGAUCAUUUGGUACAACUGAAAGAAAGGUAGAGCGGUAUGAUCGCAGGGCAGAACAGCCGAGAGGUACAGACAGCAGGGAAGCAAGAAGGUUUGAUGACCGACGAGAAUUUAACAGGGAAGAGAGGAGCGACAGAAGAAAUGAUGAUAGAUUUGACAGAGGAUCAGGUGACCAGGCUAGUUUUGACCGAGCAGCAAGGGAAAGAAAUGAUAGACCAGUACUUAGGGAAGAUCGAAGGGAAGGAGAGUUCCAUAGACGAUCAAGAAGUCGAGACAGAUCUGAUACUCGAGUCAGCCGGGGGCGUGAUGAACAUAGAAAUGAAAGAUCCCACCACACGUCGCCUCCACGUCAUACAGACAACAGAGAUUGGAAAAAUGAAAGAGCAGGUAAUGCCACACAGACAAAUUGGACAACAAAUAACACAGCCAAUCAGAGGCAGCAGAAUAAUCACAACAGAACUCAGGCUGACACAAGAUUGGUGGUUAGUAGACAAAAUAUCGGCGGGACAGUCAGCAGUGGUGGGCGUGACAGCUGGCAGAAUAAUAAUAUACAAGAUGAUCGAAGUCGCAACAAAGGUUUCAUUAACCAGCAACAAGGUGUUGCUACCCAGCAGGGAAGAUCAUGGGGAGGAGCUAGUACUAUUGACAGACAAAAUAUCAUAGACAAUCGUCCCACCAUUCAACAAGAACGGUUCACUGCUGUUCAACAGGAAACUAGAGGAACAUUUGCCAACACGAUCAAUCCGGCUCUGGUAGGCAAUGUUCAGCCAAGUAUAUUUGUACCUGCUGUACCCAAUACGGCACAAAUGAUAAUAUCAAACCAAGGACUUGCUGCGGCUAGGCAACAGGAAGCAAGGUUUGAUGCAUACAAAAGUAUACAGAGUGGUGGAUUUCGGCGAUAUUGAUCAUAACAGACAAUAAGAUUAAAACAUAAUAAUUGCAAGAUAAGAUUUAGCCAUGUUAAAAAGACAAUUAAGGUGUAAGAAGUCGUGUAAUUCCUAAAUUGAUGGAAAAGGACCAUUAUAAAUUCAUACAGCAUUUUCAUCGUAUGUCAAUCAUGAUUUAUUAGAAUAUAUUUUGUGUGUGAAAGAAAUCCUUUGAUGUAUGAGAUAGAUAUAGCCAAUGAUUUAUCGUGUAUGUGUGAAAUUUUAUAUUUGUAAUAUGAGAAAAUUUUAUCAUUGACAUUCUCCUGAAAUUUUAUCAUUAUUGAACUAUUUGUAAGUUUUACUCCCAAACGAAAAUUAUGUACAAAGAGUGGAAUCAGGGAAAUUGUCAAAUGAUCCAUUGCUUCGUUGUAAAAUGUGAAACUGCUGUUGUCAUGGUAACAUAAAUGUUGCAUCAUGUAAA